Sinocyclocheilus rhinocerous is the source of this 3411-nucleotide messenger RNA. RefSeq names its product p53-induced death domain-containing protein 1. Gene Ontology annotation, cellular component: cytoplasm. The record is from RefSeq and is a predicted model, not a curated record. The transcript is spliced from 16 exons. NCBI's taxonomy places the organism in Eukaryota, Metazoa, Chordata, Actinopteri, Cypriniformes, Cyprinidae. The coding region runs from base 170 to 2971 and encodes 933 amino acids. Gene Ontology annotation, molecular function: protein binding. Gene Ontology annotation, biological process: apoptotic process; signal transduction; DNA damage response.
UUGUCUCUCCAGUGCAGGGGCUUGUCUGAACAUGGCUGCCCAGUCUAGAGAUGUGACCCCACCGCGGUGAUGGAAAGAUGAAGACGGAGGUGCCAGAUUCAUCUCUCCUUCAUUUUUCUCACUAUAUGUUGUUUGUAGGAGGGGCUGAAGAAGAGAAAAAAGGGAAUAGAUGGAGAGAGAAGAGGAUGAACAGGCAGAGGAGAAAGUGUGGCUGGCCACAAAUCUUGGAGAAAGAGAAGGAGGAGGACAUAUUGAUGGUUUUUCAGCUGAAAGAGGAGCGAUGAUGGGGACGGAAGAGGGUCUGGUUUUACCAGGUUUCUUUGGGAACUCGCAGUUGGAGGAAAGUCCACCAUUAGGAUUCUCUCUUUCCUCGGACCAUACGGAUACCUGGGCUCUGUCCAUCUUGUCAUCCUCUUCCUCCUCUCUGCCCUGUCUCUCUCCUCCUCUUCCUCCGUCUGUGGGGCUGGAUGGCGUGCUGGCAGAGGGCCGGCUGGUUCUGGACGUGUAUCGGGGCGAAAUCUCCUCCCGCCUUUUGCUCAAAGUUCCGCGUCUAUCAUGUUUUUGGUCUAUCUGUCUAACGUUUUUCAUGUGUUUAUAUUCUCUCUCUAUGUUUCUGUCUCAAGGACAUCGUUUCUAUGACCCUCAGGGUGACCCUCUCCCUGGCCUCCUCUCCUCUCUCCCUGACUCCGUCUCCUCUCUGUCUCUCCUCGUUCACCUGGAUCUCUCAUUCAACUGUCUGUCCUCUCUUCCUCCCUGUCUCCUGUCACUCUCUCAUCUCUCUGAGCUGCUGCUGUGUCAUAAUCAGCUGACGGGUCUGCCGGAGGGUCUGGGAGCGCUGGUGUCCCUGCGGCGGGUGAGUCUGCUGGGGAACAGGCUGGAGGAUCUGCCCCGGGGAGUGGGCCUCCUCUGCAGGCUGCAGGAGCUGGAUGUGUCCUUCAACCAGCUGGAGAGACUUCCAGAUGAACUCGGCCAACUACAGGACUUACAAAAACUGGAGCUGUCAAAUAACAGGCUCAGAGCGCUGCCGGAGACUCUGGGGUCUCUCCGCUCUCUGAGGCAGCUAGUAAUCCAGAGUAAUGAUCUGAGGACUGUUCCAGAAUGUUUGCGCUCCCUCCCGCUGCUCGACAAACUAGACACGAGGAACAACCCGCUGGGCCGACCGCCGACGCCCCCACUGAUCGCCCACGUGACCCCAGUUCUGGAAGAAUCUGAGAUCCCAGAACUGCACCUCGGAUUUGGUCAACACAGUUUUGAAGUAUCAUCUGCUGGUUGUCACGUGUUCAUUCCUGGAGGGGCGGAGCUCUUGUUUCCACGGAGAUGCGUAAACGCAGUCACACAACUCCAGUGGGCGGAGAGGAGACCAGACAGAAAGUGGGUGUGGCUAGAGGAGCAUGAUGUCCUUUUGAGUCGACAGCUGGAGCUCCGCCCACACGGAGCCACAUUUGAGGAGCCAGUAGAGGUGUGUAUUCCAUAUCACAAAACACGGAAAGGUGAUGUUGCAGUUCGCAGGUUUGAUGGUCGGUCUUGGUCGACACUAUCCACCCUGACCAGGAGGGGAAGUGAGAAACACAGCUGCAGGCCAGGGGGACGCCCAGCGCGGUUGGCCUGCUGCAGUGUGUCUCAGUUCUCGUGGUUUGUGGCCAUCUCUCGUCCUUUCCUGGACAGUUGCUCUGUGUCUCCAGAGGGGGCGCUGCUGGUGUCUGAAUUCGACCCGGGGAUCAAACUUAUUUUCCCUCCAGAGUGCACAACAGAGACACGUACAGUCACAUUGCAGGUCCUGCAGGUGGUGCUGUCUGAGGUGCAGGACCUGAUCGGAGACCCUCAUGCGAGUGCCAGCCCACUGCUAUGCCUCUCUCAAACUCCCAGCAUACAUUUCCUUCAGCCAAUCACAGUGCAGAUUCCUCUUCCACCUGGAGUGACUGGACACAUGGUGGACAUGUCCCGUUUGCACCUGAUGCACGGCGACCCCACGGCCCACACCUGGACUGACAUCACCGCUCAGGUGUCGCUUUAUGUCACGCACAUCUACGCGGUCUUCUCCAUCACACACUUCUCAUGGUACUGGUUGUGGUACACCACUCACAGGUGUGUUAGUGGUGUCGUCAGGAAGAUGUAUCAUCGCUUGAAACAGUUCCGGAUUCGAUUCCUGGCGCUACAGAAAAAAAACGACCCAGAGCAGGUUCUGCUGCAGUGCCUGCCGUCGGACAAGGCUGAGAGCAGGUUGGCGUCUCUGUCGGAGCAGUAUGAGGGUCCUCAGCCGUCUGAGUUGUGCGUCCUGCUGGAGGGAGAGCAGUUUUUUGCUGGUUUUGAGAGAGGCAUUGACAUCAGCGCAGACCGUCCGGACUGUAAAGAUGGCAGACUCUCAUUCACCUUUUACUCUCACCUGAAGAACAUUAAAGAGGUGCACGUGUGCCCGACCCACCCACAGCAGGGCACCGUGAGAGGACAGGUGUCAUUUUACAGGGGUGAAGUGCCCAAUGAUCUUCCAGAGGAAGUGGCGAGUAAAAGAAAAGGUCAUGACAACCAGUGGAUGGCGACGCUUCCUCUACGGAUUGCUAACGCUGACUGUGAUGGGAGCAUCUCCGGCGAGCUGAACCUGGGCGACCCAGAGAGCGGCUACCUGACACAGACCAACCUGCUGUCCAUCUCCUUACGCAUUAACCAAGAGUGGCAGAAUAUCGGCAUCAACCUGGGCAUCAGCUACGACCAGCUGGAACGCAUCCGGAACCAGCACAGGGACAACUUUGGGGCCCAGGUAUUGGCGAUGCUCUUUCAUUGGGCGAGAGGGCAACAGGGGGCGGGGCCAGGGGCGGUGCAACAGCUGAUGAAAGCGCUGGUGGACAGUGGUAGGCGGGACUUGGCGGAGGAAGUAGAGGACAUAGUGACUCUGGGGAAGAGGAAGUAUGAAGAAUCGCUAAAGAGAGUCGGACUGCAGACACCAGCGAGCUCUGCAGACCCUCAGUCCAGCUGACACACACUCACACCAUUAGGAUGAUUGUGCUGCUGAGAGCGGCUGCCAACAUCAUGACAUAUAAACUCCCACCAGCAGCACUGCACACCAACACAGUGACACACAUGGACAUACAGUACAGAGUCUCAUCUCACAGGACAGUCUCUGGGUCUCAGAGCAGCUGUCUGUCUGAAUGAUGUCUCCAUUAGACGCCUGUCUCUCUCUCCUGUGCCUCUCGAACUCACAGUGUCCAGCAGAUGUAUUUUAUUUGUAGUGAGACACAAUGCUGCACAUUUACACUGAGCCAAAUGAGCCAUGAGUAUUUGUUACAUGUUUUUUUUUAGUGUUUUAACCAAGAAACAAUCAAAAUGUUUUUUUUUUAUGUAUAUGGUGAAUCCCAAGCAGCCUCUCAAAAAGGGUCAUAUUUCAUAUUUUUGGUGUGUGUGUGUGUAUAUAUAGUU